Messenger RNA from Arctia plantaginis, 438 nucleotides. Lineage: Eukaryota; Metazoa; Arthropoda; Insecta; Lepidoptera; Erebidae. The record is from the annotation of a GenBank genome assembly.
AUGUUAACACUUUUCGUUCUAAGCUUGGAUCAGAGUUUGAAAUGCUUUUUUGAUUUGUCAUCAGAUGGGGCAUCAAGUGCAGUGGCAGGUGCGGCAGUAGGGGUGCCUCUGUCCUGGGAACCAUUUUACUGUGUGCUGCAGCAGGACCGUCGUAUCCUCACAGCCUACACCAGUGAAGAGCUUGCCGCCAAUAAUAAUGGUGAAUACUCAUCGCGAAGCUUGCCUCGAGUGAGGUUAGACAACGGAACUAACGUUGGCAAUGCUGGUGUAAGACUCCGAUGUUGGGCCGCACCUCCUUCAAUCACUGAGGAAGAAGUUGAAGAUGAAAUCGAAGAAGACGCGGUGUCAUUACGAGCGACUCCUGCACAAGAUUCAUUGCACUGCGCCAGCAGAAGGGCGCGAACCGUGACGCGCCCGCGCGCACCCGUCGCCAAUUGA